AUGCCAGCAGCUUUCCUCUUUUUCAUAGGUAGCCUCCUCUUGGUCGUGCGACUACUGAGAUGCUACUUUUGGCUAUCGAAUAUACCCGGGCCGUUCUGGGCCAAGUUCACAGAUCUUUGGCGGUUCCGCUCUCAGAACACCAGAGGACACACUGCCAGACUUAUCGCACUGCACAUGAAAUACGGAAAGCUCGUGCGCUUGGGACCCAACCAUGUCAGCAUCAGCGACCCGGCCGCCAUUCCCAUCGUUUACAGUACCAACCCGACGUGGAAGAAAGGUCCGUCCUACUAUGGGGCUGUUCCCGUCAGCAAGAAGCGGGCGGUGCCCAGUAUCAUUGCCAUGAGCGAGUCACAGCACACGGCGGUCCGCAAAUCGGUCGGCCGGGCCUUCACAACAAACUCGCUGCUGGACUACGAGGAUUCGAUAGAAGCUACCGGCAAGGAGUUGAUCGAUUCCCUCGCUAAGAACUCGGAGACCGACGUCGGCCAGUGGCUUCAGUUCUUUGCCAUGGAUAUGUUGAUUCGCAUCGCCUUUACGGACACGUUGGGAUUACUGGCCAAGGGUGCCGAUAUUGACGGGACACUUGCAGCUGUAAUGGCGCGAUUCGACCAUUGGGGCCAAUGGGGUGCAAUGCCUGAUACCGACUUCUUCCUCAACAAGAGCUGGCUCGCAACACGCCUACGAGGAGUUGGUAACAGUCCCCUUGCCCGGGUUUCAAUGACCAAGCUGGAAGCGAGGAGGGAGGAUGCAAAUAAGCAAAAGUAUAAAGAUCUUUGCUCGAAAUUCCUCAAAGGCCAGGCGAAAUAUCCCGAUCUCGUGCGACAGGAUGAGCUCCUAGGCAUCAUCAUGUCUACCAUUGGUGCCGGUGCUGACACCACGGCCGGUACUCUGACAUAUACUCUUUACUUCCUCUCAAAGUACCCAGCUACAAGGACGAAGCUUUUGCAAGAGAUCGAAGAACACCUUCGUACCGGUAAACUGUCCCACCCGCCGAAAUGGACGGAAGUUAGCAAUAUGCCUUACCUGGAUGCGGUGCUGAAGGAGUCGAUGCGACUUCUUCCGGUCGCAUCCUGGGGCCUUGACCGGGUCGUGCCCCCAGCAGGCGCAAUGAUUGCGGGCAAGCUUAUUCCCGGGGGUACAGUCGUUGGAUGUCAGAUCGAUGCCGUCCACCUGGAUGAAGGCGUCUACGGCAAGGAUUCAACUUUGUACAGACCGGAGAGAUGGCUUGAAGCAACCGAAGACCAGCGCCGGCAAAUGGACCGCUCGUUUCUGGCAUUCAGUGCGGGCAAGAGGGUGUGCACGGGCGUUCAUAUUGCGUGGCUGGAGAUGAAGAAGACACUUCCAUUGUUGUUGAUGAAUUUUGAUGUGAGUAUAUCUUCACUCUAA
This is a messenger RNA of Penicillium lagena, 1386 nucleotides long. Its product is annotated as cytochrome P450. The transcript has a single exon. Gene Ontology annotation, molecular function: heme binding; oxidoreductase activity, acting on paired donors, with incorporation or reduction of molecular oxygen; monooxygenase activity. NCBI's taxonomy places the organism in Eukaryota, Fungi, Ascomycota, Eurotiomycetes, Eurotiales, Aspergillaceae. The record is from RefSeq and is a predicted model, not a curated record. The coding region runs from base 1 to 1386 and encodes 461 amino acids.